CAGCCCAAUAAAUGUCGUCAACCACUUCCAAAACGGACCCGGCAUGGAAUUAUUUUGAAGCUGAUCCUAAUGAUAGAAAUACCACCACAUAUAAAUUUUGUCGUAAAGUAACAAAAUGUGGUAUAUUUCGGGCGAAACAACAUCUUGUGGGCGGUUUUAGGAAUACUAAAUCUUGUCCAAAAUGUCCUCUAUCAGUAAAAGAAGAGAUUGAAGAGUACAUGCAAAAGAAGAAAAAUAACAGGGAUGAGCGAAAUAUAGCAUCGUUAGAUGAUGAUCUUCAAUUUGGUGAAGUGUAUGAUGAUGAUGAUGAUGAGCCGCUGCCUCAAAGUAGAAAAAGACCCAAUGUAUCUACCGGAAGUGGAAGCGGUACUGGUAGUGUUGGUAGUGUUAAAGGGCCAACACAAAAGGGUCCACUUGAUGUUUUUCUUAAAGACCCAGAAGUUAAUGUGUUAAAAAGCAAGGGCAAAGGAAAGCAAACAAGAUUGGGUGAGCAUGAUUUUGUAAAAAAAGAGUUAAGAGCUCGAGUUUGUAGAAGCUUUGCACGAUGGAUGUAUGAUGCAGGCAUUCCAUUCAAUGCAGUGACAUAUGACAGUUUUAAAGUAUUUAUAGAAGCAGUUGGUCAGUAUGGUCCGAGUGUGAAGCCGCCUAGUUACCAUGAAGUCAGGGUUCCCCUUCUCAAACAAGAGGUGGAAGCCACUCGUGAAAUGAUGAAAGAUCAUGAAGAGGCGUGGGCCAAAUAUGGAUGUUCCAUUUUGUCAGAUGGCUGGAAAGACAAGAGGGAAAGGACAUUGAUUAACUUUUUAGUCAAUUCUCUUAAAGGAAGUAUGUUCUUGGAGUCUGUUGAUGGUUCUAGCUAUUCAAAGACUGGGGAAAAGAUGUUUCAAUUAUUAAGUAAAUGUGUGGAAAAGAUUGGAGUAAGAAAUGUGGUGCAAGUGGUCACCGAUAGUGUUUCAAACAAUGUUUUAGCAGGAAGAUUUUUGGAGGCAAAAUAUCCUACGUUGUUUUGGACACCAUGUGCAGCGCACUGCUUGGAUUUAAUGUUGGAAAAUAUUUUCAAGUUGCCUAAUAUGAAGAAGACAUUUGAGAGAGCUGUUAUGGUGAAUAGCUAUAUCUAUACUCGUUCGGGUCUAGUAAACAUGCUUAGAAGGUUUACUGACAAGAAAGAGUUGUUGAGGCCUGCAAAAACACGAUUUGCAACUGCCUUUAUCACUUUGGGCAGGAUGCAUAGUCUGAAAAGCAACCUUAGAAAGAUGUUUACCUCCGAGGAGUGGAUGACAAGCAAGUGGGUAAAAGAAGCGGGGGCUAAAAAGGUUGUAGAAGUGAUUUUGAUGCCUUCAUUUUGGAACAAUGUUGUAUUUGCUAUAAAGGUGGCUAGUCCAUUGGUGUGUGUAUUGCGCUUAGUGAAUGGUGAGAAGAAGCCUGCUAUGGGAUACAUAUAUGAGGCCAUGGAUAGGGCCAAAGAAGCGAUUGCUAACUCUUUUAAUGGGGAUGAAAAGAAGUAUGCACCCAUUUUUCAGAUCAUUGAUAAUCGAUGGGAUGUUCAGCUUCAUCGGCCCUUGCACGCAGCUGGUUGGUACUUGAACCCAGAAUAUUUCUACAAAGCUGAACGUAUAGAUCCAGAGAUCAUGACUGGCUUAUAUGAAUGCAUUAGAAAGUUAAAUCCAGAUAUAAAGGUUCAAGACCAAAUUGAUGCUGAGCUUUCGAUGUAUAGCAAUGCAGAUGGGUUCUUUGGAAACUAUAUGGCUAUUAGAAAGAGAGCUGAGAAAUCACCAGGUACACAUAUAUAUUAUAUAUUACAUUAUAUAUAUAAUCAUUCUAGAUAA
Molecule: messenger RNA, 1823 nt
Organism: Diospyros lotus (date-plum)
Lineage: Eukaryota; Viridiplantae; Streptophyta; Magnoliopsida; Ericales; Ebenaceae
Exons: 2
Coding region: 12-1823 (603 amino acids)
Source: RefSeq, a predicted model, not a curated record